AUGGGUAAAUCAUUUAAGACCUCAACUACUGAAACUGAAAAGGGCACACAAUCGCAUGGUCAAAACGUUGCCUUACUGGAGACCCCCAAUGGUGUUACCAUUUUGGGCAAUAAACCAGUAUCGAAAGGACUACAAAACCGUAUAAGCAAUGACGAAGAACGUCUUUCAGUGCAACGGCGUCAUGGCGACGAUGAGGAUGACUCUUUCGAAUAUGCAACUGAUCGUGAGAGUAGUGUCUACAAUCCCACCACAAUGCCCAUACGCAAUGUUAUGGCAACUGCUGGUGGACGUAACUCACAACAUGCGAACAAUAACGGCAGCUCCGAGCCCAGCAACAGUAACAGUUCUGAUCUCUUAUCGCGCGGUAAUCAAUUGGGCAUACCAGAAUCACGUUUCUCACGCUGGAUACCAAAAGAUCAGCGUGAAAUUCUAGAAAAACAAGCCAAACUGUUGGCCAAUCGUAUUGUGCCGAAGACACCCGAACCAGAACGAGUCAUACGCGCUACAACACCACAACCAACCGAAACAGAAAUUUAGUGGGAACGCGGUGACGACAGGAUUCAGGCGAAACAGUACUACAAAGAGCAAAUAAUUAACCAAAUAAUGAUAAAAAUAUCGAAGUAUUAAAGAUUUAAGUAAAUUAUAUCAGAUAAUCGCUACCGAAUGGACAUGUCCUUACAUAGGCAACGAACAAACAAUAAACAAACAAAUAUUCAAUAAGUUAAAGACGUGUGCAGCUAUGAAGAGUUAUUAACAUCACAAUUUUUUUUACUAAUUUUUGUAUAUUUUUCUAUA
This is a messenger RNA of Teleopsis dalmanni, 795 nucleotides long. RefSeq lists its product as uncharacterized. The coding region runs from base 1 to 537 and encodes 178 amino acids. The transcript has 3 exons. The record is from RefSeq and is a predicted model, not a curated record. Lineage: Eukaryota; Metazoa; Arthropoda; Insecta; Diptera; Diopsidae.